UAAGCGGCAGAUAGAGCCCAGCAACGCAACUGCGGGGAUGAUCGAUGCACUCGCAAUGUGUUUGGUGAUCAUCAUCAACUCAUCAGUAGAAUGCAGAUGCGCCGCAGUCGCGGGCUCAUUCUCGGCGAGUCAUUUGGAGGCUCUCCCAGCUAGCAGCCAUGGCUCGCCGUCGACGGGCCUGUCCAUGACGUCUUGACAAGUGGCCUCCUUUGAUGUUGAGCUCAAUCGUACAUCAUCGCCUCCUGUAGAUCGUUGCCAUCCCCGCCGUAUCUUGAGCACUCGAUCACGCUAUCAUGGCCUGUCUCAGGAUCGGCUGACCCACGGUCGUAAUGACCUCCACGCGAAUCCUCGAUUCGGCCUUUGGACAAGCAGCCGGAUGAAGCAUUGACCCAGGACCUCUCCCGUCUGGCUCACCCGUCCCUCCUAGUCAUCACUCAACACCACACGUUCGAUCACAAUGGCUCAUCUCCCGAAAGACGACCUUUCUCAAGUGCCUGAUAUCGCUCCUGUCCAGCUAUUGGUCCAUAUUCAGCCCAAAGCCGGCAAAGAGGACGAGGUGGCCUCUCAUCUGGCCAAGAUCCAAGCCAAGGCCAACUCGGACGAUGAGCCCGACACGACCGUGUACCGCGUGAGCAAGUCGGUCCAGGGCCCUGUCACUUUCAUUGUUUACGAGGAGUACAAGACCAAAGCGGGUAUGAAGCAUCAUACCGAGCAGGAGGAGUUCAAGGCCUUCUUUGCCAAGGCGGGAGAGUUGCUCGAGUUGAUUCAUCCUAGGUGGUUCACCAAGCUCUGAAAGAAAGACUGACGUGCGACGGAGAGCACCGCAAUUCAUACUAAAUCCUAUGGCUUCUUCAUAAAUACGAUUUCAUCAUCUUUGCAAGCAUCUCGGAGCCUUUCACGUCGAACCAGCGUCGCCGAGUCAUUGAGAGCAUCACGACGCGAGCCCGCACAGAGAUCGUCCGUUUCCAACUCUUUGCUCUGCUCUUCUUACGUUGCAACCCCAUUCUACUCCUCGAACACCUUCUCCGUCCUCUGCUUAUCACUCGCAUCGGCUUGUGACUUGAGCCAUCUGCUUCUCGGCUCGAUACCGGCAUUGCCUGAUCCCUUGACACUUUGCUGUCCCCCCCCCCCCCCCCCCCCCCCC
Jaminaea rosea is the source of this 1144-nucleotide messenger RNA. RefSeq lists its product as hypothetical. The transcript is spliced from 2 exons. The record is from RefSeq and is a predicted model, not a curated record. Bases 458 to 793 code for a protein of 111 amino acids. NCBI's taxonomy places the organism in Eukaryota, Fungi, Basidiomycota, Exobasidiomycetes, Microstromatales.